This is a messenger RNA of Diachasma alloeum, 3198 nucleotides long. RefSeq names its product kinesin-like protein KIF3B (gene Klp68D). The record is from RefSeq and is a predicted model, not a curated record. Bases 402 to 2693 code for a protein of 763 amino acids. Gene Ontology annotation, molecular function: microtubule motor activity; ATP binding; microtubule binding. The transcript has a single exon. NCBI's taxonomy places the organism in Eukaryota, Metazoa, Arthropoda, Insecta, Hymenoptera, Braconidae. Gene Ontology annotation, biological process: microtubule-based movement.
CGGCUCCACUACGACGUGUGCACAACUUCACACGGUAUUGCUGACACCAGAGUCAGACCUCUCAUUCGUAAAUACGUGCCUGUGCGGGACGAUGUGUCCCCUCCCCUCCUUGAGUGCAUUAAAAUCCUGAAAAUACCGGCUAAAUCCCACGAACCAUUGCCCCCUCAGUAAGUGCCAAAUUCCCCCCUGGUAUCUCCUGGAAAAAUAGCCCGAUAAUCUCCAAAAAGUGAUUAAAAUGUCGUGCAAACUGUGAGUGUCACGAUGACAACCGUUUGUUGAAAGCAAUUGGACUGAAACAAUGGAUCAAUAUCACCACCUCAUACUCAAGCGGCAAACAUAAAGUUAAACGUGGUGUGUCUCUCAAAUUGCAAAAAAAAAUCACUAUAGAGAAUAAAUCAACUAUGGAAAAGGAGAAUAAUCAGGGGAAGCCCCCGAAACGUAAAUCGGCCAAGGCCCCACUAAUCUCCGAAGUCGGUACACAGUGUGUCCAGGUAGUGGUGCGAUGUCGUCCGAUGGAUGAGAAAGAGCAAUCGAAAAACUACUCCAAGGUGGUUGAGGUUUGCCCCUCGCGUGGAGUCGUGGAGAUUCGUAAUCCCCGAGAGGAUCCAAGCCGCGACAAUACCAAGGUUUUCACCUUCGACGCAGUAUACGACCACCACUCGUCUCAGCAGGAGCUCUACGAGGAAACAGUCCGGCCACUUGUCUCAUCAGUACUCGAUGGCUUCAACGGCACAAUUUUCGCUUAUGGCCAGACCGGAACCGGAAAGACGUACACAAUGGAGGGUGGAGGAGGAAUGAUGAAGGAUGACUACUCUGAACGGAGGGGAAUAAUUCCCCGGUCAUUCGAGCACAUCUUCAGUCACAUAGGAAGAUCGGAGAACAUGCAGUACCUAGUAAGAGCGAGCUAUUUGGAGAUAUAUCAGGAGGAGAUCCGAGAUCUUCUGCAGUCGGACCAAUCCCUGCGCUUCGAGCUCAAGGAGAAGCCAGAGUCCGGGAUAUUCGUCAAGGACCUAUCGUCCGUUAUCUGCAAAAGCGCCCAGGAGAUUCAGCAACUCAUGAACAAGGGAAACCUCAACCGAACAAUUGGCGCUACCAAUAUGAAUGAACACAGUUCUAGAUCUCAUGCCAUUUUUCUCAUUACCAUUGAGAUGGGAUCAAUGGGGGUAGAGAGUGUUGGUGUUGGCGGUGUUGGCGGUAAUGGCGGUGGCAAUGGCGGUGGCAAUGGCGGUGGCAUUCGGGUGGGUCGACUAAACCUCGUGGAUUUGGCUGGAAGUGAAAGGCAAAGUAAGACUGGUUCCUGUGGGGAUAGACUCAAGGAAGCUAGUAAAAUAAAUCUCAGCUUAUCGGCACUUGGCAAUGUCAUCUCGGCGCUGGUCGAUGGAAAAACUUCGCAUGUGCCUUAUAGAGAUUCAAAGCUGACGCGAUUACUCCAAGACUCGUUGGGGGGUAAUUCCAAGACAAUUAUGGUAGCCAAUAUUGGCCCGGCAUCGUACAAUUAUGACGAGACAUUGACAACUUUGAGAUACGCUAAUAGAGCUAAGAAUAUAAAAAACAAGCCGAGAAUCAAUGAAGAUCCUAAGGAUGCAUUGCUCCGUCAGUAUCAGGAAGAGAUAUCACGACUCAAGGAGAAGUUACUGCUCAAGGGAACGACUCCGAGCAAAAAGAAGACGAGACGAUCCAAGAAGCCCAAGGUUGAUAAUGAUGAUGAUGAUGAUAAUGAACAAGAGUCCGCCGAGUCGGACUCGGCUAUCGAUGACAGCAGAGAGGACAACAAAGUCUCUGAGGCGGACAAGAAACUCAUAAUGGAGCAGUUGAGAGCUGAGAAGCAAGAGGCUCAAGACUUGGUAUUAAGAAUCAAAGAUCUCGAAAGUAAGAUGCUUUGUGGUGGUAAAAACAUUAUUGAUCAUACCAAUGAACAGCAGAGGGCACUGGAGCAGAGAGCGACGGAGAUCGCUGAGAGGAAGAAGCGAGAGGUCGAGAUGCAGCAAAAGUUGGAGGACGAGGAGUCGACGACUCUUGGAGUCAGAGAGACUUACACCACUCUUCAGCAGGAGGUCGACGUCAAGUCAAAGAAGCUGCGCAAAUGUUUUGCCAAGUUGCAGGCCCUCAAACAAGAGCUUGAAGAUAUCAAUGAUGAGUACAACAGGGAUCGAAGGGAGUUUGAGGAGACACAACACGACUUGAUGAAGGAACUCAAGCUCAAGUUCCUCAUAAUCGAUAACUUCAUUCCUGCCGAGGAGAAGAACAAGAUUCUGAGUCGUGUAAAGUUCGAUGAGGAGGAGGACACCUGGCUAAUCAAGGAGUCAUCUCCAUCGACUGUUGAUCUCAUAAAACGGCCAACAUCUGUCCCAGGGGCAAGGAGACCUGUCUCAGAAUACGCAAAGAUUGCCCUCGCCAUGGGACGGGGGGGAGGCUACAGAUACGCUGGUGAAAACAUUCUCAAUUUGGAGCUGGACAUGCCUGCUAGAACAACUCUCGAUUAUCAAGGACCUGCCAUUGCCCCGACAAUCCAGGCUGUUCUUGAAGAGGCCCUCAGGGACGAGGGGGACAUUGAUGUCGAUGCGGCCAGACUGAGGACCCCAAAACUCAGAAUUCCCAGUGCCAGACAGAGACCCAGGAGUGUUGGAAAGAUUCCCCACAUGCAGAUACCUCCGCCUGUCUAUCCCAAAACAAGGGGAUUAGUGCCCAAAUAGAGUCAGAUGUAAAAAAUAUCUUUUUAGUUUUUUCUUUGUUAUUGCUCUGUAUUUGCACUGUAUUUGUCUAGUCAAAAUUCAAAAUAUUAAAUAUGAAAAACAAUAUAUAUAGGUAUACCAGAAAAAUUAAUGAAAUGCUUGGAAAAUUUAUCAGCUAAUUUUUUUUCGCAAACGCAAUAUUUGUCUGUUUUUUAAUACAAACAAUAGGAAAUAUCUCUAUUAUUAGAUUCGACGAGUUUGUUGUAAAUACUCGCUUCUGUAUUUAAAAUAAUUUAUUAAAAAUAUUCUUUUGCGAUGAUACCCGUUGAUCUGCUGAUGACAUUAGUAGACUGAAAUAAAUGAAUCAACUCCAAUGGCAAUUGUUCCUCUCUAGUCAUUACAAUUGAAAUAAAUCCACUAAAAAUAUAUUUAAAAAACAACCACUGCUGAUUAUUCUUGUUUUCAAUCAUAAAAGAAUGUAAUUGAAUCAUGUAUUUUUUUUCAUUAAAGGUAUAGUACAAGUUUA